Molecule: messenger RNA, 1005 nt
Organism: Penicillium macrosclerotiorum
Lineage: Eukaryota; Fungi; Ascomycota; Eurotiomycetes; Eurotiales; Aspergillaceae
Product: LysM peptidoglycan-binding domain-containing protein
Exons: 2
Coding region: 1-1005 (334 amino acids)
Source: RefSeq, a predicted model, not a curated record
AUGAGCCGUCUUUCCUACUUUGGCCUCUGUGGGCUCCUCAUCAUCACGAGUACAACAGCUUUGCUUAGUUCUGCAUCUGCGCCGACUACAACAACCCAGGGGUCUCUCGAUACCCAGACCAGCUCUACUCUCUCGGCGGGACCAGAUGGCAUCUGUUACACAUAUGUGGUUCAGGGUGGGGAUACUUGCGCGCGAGUUACCCAGAAGUACCAUUUGACGGCCGCGGACAUCAACCAGUACAACGCCAACAACUGGUUAUGGAAAGGCUGUGACCUCAUCGCUCAGGGAGACUUCAUCUGUCUCAGUCCCGGCGAUCCUCCGAUGCCAGUUGCCCUCGCCGCUGCGGUCUGUGGUCCUCAAGUUCCUGGCACGGUCCGGCCGAGCACCUGGUCUGACCUGGCGUCGUUGAAUCCAUGUCCGUCAAAGAAUGACUGUUGCACAAUAGGCGGACAGUGCGACUCAACUGAUUUUUGGUGUGGAAAAAGCGAUCGGUGUAUCUCCAACUGCGGGAUCAAGACCAAAACGACCAAAGCAACCACGGCGACCACGACCAAACGGGCUUCGACCACGACCGACGCAGUAUCAACUUCCACCGCGGCCGAAACCACUACACAUCAUACAACAACGACAACCAGUGCAGGCCCAGAAUGGACACUAGUUGCCUACGAAGGUAGUACAUGUGAUAAAGAUUACUAUGUAUUGAAGGGCUCCAAAUCCGAGGACCAAAAAUGUGUCAAUAUUUUUGGCGGCACCACCUCGACUAUCUCAGACCAGGGAGUGUACUGCAAAAAAUACUCCAAUGGUGGAUUCGAUUCAGCCGACUGCAAUAUCGAUGAUGAGGCUUCGAUCCUGUCAUGGACAUUACACAAAGGCGUUUGUAAUGUGUCGGAUCAGAAAUGCGGCGAGGGCGGCCAUGCUCUGAACGUGCAGCCUCAAGACACAUGCAAUGCCAAGAAUCCUACUCAAAUGCGCUGGCAGUCCUUAACCUGCAUGGUCACUGCUUAG